AUGGUAGCACUGCGACACCCCUGCACGGUCGGUGAGCUGGUCAAGUUAGAGCGUGUACAACGUGCUGCCACUAGACUUGUUGUUGGACUACUUGGGACCGGCUAUGAAGGUCGUCUACAGGUUAGUGGUCUAUUCCCAGUUGCGUAUCGACGCAUGAGAGGAGAUUUGAUCUGCCUGAGGAAGAUCCUGAGGAGUGAUAUGGACCCGGAGUUGCAGCACUACAAACAGAGGAACGCGCACACUCUCUCACUUUGA
Molecule: messenger RNA, 255 nt
Organism: Echinostoma caproni
Lineage: Eukaryota; Metazoa; Platyhelminthes; Trematoda; Plagiorchiida; Echinostomatidae
Source: the annotation of a GenBank genome assembly